AUCUCAAACUGUACUUAUUCUGGAAACAAUUUAAAUGUAAAGCUAUAGUUCAGUACUAAUGGAACCUAAGAAAAUUUAUAUGAAAGAGAAGCACGAAUGUAAACUAUGUGGUAAAUCCUUCAGCCGGAAUGCUAAUCUUAUUCAGCAUCAAAGAAUACACACUGGAGAGAAACCUUAUGAAUGCAAUGAAUGUGGAAAAGCUUUUAGUCAGAGCCCUAAUCUUAUUCAACAUCAAAGAGUCCAUACUGGGGAGAAACCUUAUGAGUAUAAUGAAUGUGAAAAAACCUUUAGUCAUAGGUCAUCCCUUAGAAAUCAUGAGAGAAUUCAUACUGGAGAAAAACCCUAUCCUUGUGAUGAAUGUGAGAAGGCUUUCAGCCAUAUUUCAGCCCUUACUCAGCAUCACAGGAUUCAUACUGGAAAGAAACCAUAUGCAUGUAUUGAAUGUGGGAAAACCUUCAGCCGGAGCACACAUCUUAUUGAACAUCAGGGAAUUCAUUCUGGGGAGAAAUCGUACCAGUGUAAGGAAUGUCGGAAAGUUUUUUGCCAUAGCACAUCACUAAUCCGACAUCAGAGAACUCACACAGGAGAAAAGCCCUAUAAAUGUAAUGAAUGUGGAAAAGCCUUCAGUCAUACUCCAACCUUCAUUCAACAUCACAGAAUUCAUACUGGAGAGAAACCCUAUGAAUGUAAUGAAUGUGGAAAGGCCUUCAAUCGGAGUGCACAUCUUACUGAACACCAGAGAACUCAUACUGGAGAGAAACCUUAUGUUUGUAAGGAAUGUGGAAAAACCUUCAGCCAAAGUACACACCUUACUGAACAUCUAAAAAUUCAUUCUGGUGAGAAACCCUAUCGAUGUAAUCUAUGUCAAAAACUAUUUUGCUAUAGAACAUCACUAAUUCGACAUCAGAGAACUCAUACAAGAGAGAAACCCUACCAGUGUGAUGAAUGUGGGAAAUCUUUCAGCUUAAGCCCAGCUCUUACUAAACAUAAGCAAACACACACAGGGGAGAAACAUCAAUGUAAUAAAUGUAGUGACGUUUUCUGUCAUAGUACACCUUUAAUUCAUCAUCAAAGAACUCAUUUUAGAAAUGUAAUCCUAUCAGAGUAA
Molecule: messenger RNA, 1108 nt
Organism: Callorhinus ursinus (northern fur seal)
Lineage: Eukaryota; Metazoa; Chordata; Mammalia; Carnivora; Otariidae
Source: RefSeq, a predicted model, not a curated record